Messenger RNA from Symbiodinium necroappetens, 1551 nucleotides. NCBI's taxonomy places the organism in Eukaryota, Dinophyceae, Suessiales, Symbiodiniaceae. The record is from the annotation of a GenBank genome assembly.
AUGGUGGCGUUGCCAUUUGCUGUAGGUGUGUUAACUGCUCGUCGACGGGCUUUGAGAAGACCACGUCGUGUGACCAUGUACCAGGCCGUGCAGCGAGCGUGGUGCAACCUCCCGGCAAACUACAACUGGGACAUCUGCACGCAGCAGAACUACGCAGCGAGUGAGGCUGUGAUCAUCCCUGGAAAGCUCGAAGGAGCCCGAAAGCUUGUCGACAGCUCGUAUCACGGGUAUUACACCCCAGAGAGGCAGCAUUUUCAGGAUGACCUUGUCACCGAUCUUGUUGAAAACAAUGGUCGGUCACAGCAGGCACCCGUUCUGUUGUUUACUGCGGGAGCCAUGGGCGUGGGCAAAACCUUUGUGCUCCACUGGCUCCGGGACAAGGGCAUUUUGCCUGUCUCUGAUUUUGUUAAGAUCAACCCUGACAAGCUUGCCAAGCAACUUCCAGAGUGGGUGGGAUAUGAUGCCUACGACCACUCCAGCGCUGCAGUGAUGACCCGGUUGGAGGCCGGCUACCUCAGCGAGCUCACUUUGCUUUACGCUCUCCAGCAGAGGCGCAAUAUUUUGGUUGACAGCUCCCUACGGCACGGCAAGUGGUACUCCCGAGUGCUGCAAAAGAUUCGUGAAAAGCUGCCGGAUGUGUCCGUCGUCCUCAUGUACAUCCAUGCGUGCGAGGAAACGGUGUUUCAAAGGGCAGUCGAACGAGGGCACAACGGUCGAGCAGUGAGUCCUGCAGAAGUCGCCGACUCCCUGGAAAAGCUUCCUCGGGCUCUCCAGAAACUUCUUCCUUACACAGACUCUUUCAUCCAGGUCAACAACAACUUCGACGAGCCUCAGGUAACAUCCGUUUGUCAGCAGGUGCGAGACGAAGAAGGCUCCUCGUGUCAAGUGUCAGAAGACAUCGAGUCCAUGGGCGAGGUGGGCUGGGCCGGUGUGGCAAGUGUGCUGCAGCAGACGACUAACGGCCCGCCUGCAGAACCGCUAGCCGAGCCGCCGGCCAUUCUUCCAGCUUCUGGUUCCUCCCUGCCGCAGCCCAUGAGCACCCUCUUCCACACCAUCGCCUUUGCUGCCACGAAGCACCUGAACCAGACUCGCAAAAACCCACAGCAGACGCCUUACAUCAACCACCCCCUGGCCGUUGCUCGCAUUCUUGCCGAAGUGGGCAUCCGUGAUUUGCCCACGCUGCAAGCGGCACUCUUGCACGACACGCUGGAGGACACCGAUACCAGUGCUGCCGAGCUCUCCGCUACUUUUGGCGAGCAGGUCCGGGAGCUAGUGACGUCCCUGACCGAUGACGACAGCUUGCGACCCGUCCACAGAAAGCUGGUGCAGCUGCGAGGUGCUACAACUUUGCCGCCGAAGGCGAAGCUUGUACGCAUCGCAGACAAGCUGCACAAUGUGUGGGAUCUCGUCCAUCAUGGCAUCCCAUCGUGGCCCAAGGAGCGAGCACUUGGAACUUGCUGGGCGAUAGAAAAACCCUGUUCCUUACACAUAUCUAAACAUGAUCUUCGCAGUAGGCCAGGGCUUCUGCGAUACGUCUACAGCUUUCAAUAG